AUGAUGAGAAAGAUGGCUGAGUAUUGGAACAUCUGUAUGCAGAUCUGCGAAGACGAGAAGAACCAAGCGGUAGAGCACAUCGGGAAGCUUGAGGAAAUCCUGAUGGAAAGAGAGGUAUCUCUACUGGAAGCGCAGGCCGCACUUGUCGACCAGGAGUCUCUUUCACGAGGCCUCAAAGAUCAGCUUGAGGAGCUCCAAGUCAAGCGCAACGAGCCAUCCGAGCAGGAACAGGCAAUGUCUGCUGAAAUCAGGAAGCUUCGCGAACAGCUGUCUUUUUCCCAAGUCCGCACUGCCGAAAUGUGCGAAAAGUACAAGGGUUGCAAGACCAAGAUUAAUGAAGCAAUCAAGGAACAGCAAGACCUUUAUACACGCUCGAAUGAACACUGCAAACGCCUGAAAAACGAGCUAGAGAAGGCAGAGUUGGAGCGCAAUGAGAAGACCGCUGCUGUAGACAAGGCAGUGCAGUUGAGCCAGCAGAAGCGUGAGGAGAUGCGAAUUCUUGUCCAGCAGCGAUUGGCGGAACUUGAGAAAGAAGCAGACCUCAAGGGAUGCCAGGUCGCCCGUCUCAGAGAAGAGCUGGAUGAACAACGCUGGCUCCUCCAACAGGAGAAGCAAAACGCUGCCCAUUUGCAGAAUCAGUUCGAUGCUGCAGAGCAUAGAGAAAAGGACGCGCGCCAGACAAUGGCGACACAGCUGGCGCGUCUGACUGACGCUUUUUGCAAUGCUGAUCUUGACAAGGUCUCAAAGGGUUGGGAUAAGAUCAUUGACCGUAUCAACAACACUACUGGUGCAUUGAUUACUGCCGUAAAGGACAUUCCAACUCAGGAAGCCCUCGAAGUGUUGUUCAGCGGCACAGAGGACAAAAUGACAUAUCGUUUUGAGUCCGCACUGAAGAGGAAUAUCACGGACCGAGGCCUUCCAGAGAAAUGGGGCCAGCAAAUUGCCGAGGUCCUCGAUGCUUGUCUGCACGAGCAGCUCAGCGCUUCCGGUCAGGUUGACGCCAUAGAACGAAUGGAAGAGUCUUUGAACCGGAUCGAAACAGCCACAGCCGGGGGCGAGCAAGGGUUUAAAGACAUCAUCAACAAGCUCGAUCAGAACAAGUGUGACGAGCUAGAGACCUUUAAGCGCGAGUACUUAUCCCGCGAGUGCGAGCAGCAUGAAGCAUUCGUCGCGCGUUACGAGAAGCUCAACAGCCGCGAGCGCGAGCUCCAACUCCUCAUCGAAGACUACUCAGCCAAGAUUGCACGCGCGGCUGCAGCGGACGCAAGUGGCACAACUGCCGAGGCAGUAGCCCUUGAGUUCGGUAAGGCCAUGGACGUGGCCUUGGAGAAAGAGAGACACUGGACCACGGAAAUGUACAACAAGGGCACAUGGGCAAUCGAAACCAUGAGAGCUCGCAUCGAUGGAUUGGCUGAAAAUGCGCAACAAUCUUGGGACAAAGCGGGGGUCCUGGAGCAGCUGGGUGAGGAGAGGGGUCGUGUCAUGCGCCUGACCACGGAUAUCGCCAGGCUCGAGAAAGAAGCUUCCGAGGCCGGACAGUUGAAGGACAAGUGGGCGAAGGACAUCCAUCACAUUGAUGCUUUGCGAGCCCAUCUGCGAUCGCUGGCCAAUACGCGCGUUCCAAGAGUCGAAGAAGCCGCAGCUAAGCUCGGGGCCGUUGCGCGUAUGAACCAGAUCAUCGCUUCCACAUCCAGUUACUUGUCCACGGAAAAGACCUGGAUAGUAUCUCAGCUGGCUGCUUUGAAAGGCAACGCAUCUCAAGCAGCACCAUCUCUAGUUGAAGGCCAUGACCAUCCCAAGGGAAAUGAUGCUGAGCCCCAGGAGAUAUGCAGCGUGAAAGCAGACCAAACGCUUCUGGUCCCUGGUCCAGAAAUGCAGUCAACAGAUGACUUGGAUGUCGAGAAGUUUGCAAAGCAAGUCAGGGUAAACACCCCUGUCCUUCUCACGCAGCCGUCGUGCGCUCCCGCUGUAGAGCAGGAGCAGCGGCAAAGGCGACAACCCGUCAAGCCCCGAUCCAUCCUCCGCCGGACGCGGAGCGUGCAGUCAAGCGAGAACGAUAAACGUCCAGACAGUAACAGCGUCCGAGCCAUUCUCAACCAAACCCAGUACAACCGACUGGUAGUCGCAGAGAACCCUGCCAUUGUUUCGAAGGCGCAGAUCGCCUUGAUUCGUGAUGGCUUUCUGUCAACUGAGCAGACCGGAUAG
Emericellopsis cladophorae is the source of this 2205-nucleotide messenger RNA. RefSeq lists its product as uncharacterized. NCBI's taxonomy places the organism in Eukaryota, Fungi, Ascomycota, Sordariomycetes, Hypocreales, Bionectriaceae. The record is from RefSeq and is a predicted model, not a curated record. Bases 1 to 2205 code for a protein of 734 amino acids. The transcript is spliced from 4 exons.